GAUUUCUCCCUCCUUUUCUGUAUUGGUUUGGUCCAUUACUACACUGGUUCCUGCUCUACAGGAAAGGUAUAGCUUCUCUUAGUGUUGUCAGGUGAGCUUGGUAGUUGCUGGAGGCUGAUUUAAGGCCAUUGAUCUUUCUUUAGUUUGUAAAUAAACUUUCUGAUGAGGUUUACUGAAGAACAGCUAGAAGGACACUGAGCUGUGGAACUGGAGACAGGUGGUUUGCUUUCAUUAUACUGACAAUUCAUGUCCUGUGCAUUAUUGAAGAAAGUGGGGAACGGAAGCCCUUGAGCGACUAAGGUCUGUGAUCUUUCUCACAAGCAAAGGAAUGAAGAAGUUAAGAGGUUGUUUAGACAUCUGCCAAACGUUGACCAUUUAACUGUUGAGUUAAGCAAAGCCGGAACCUUUGGUAGAUUGAGUAGCAGAGCUGGCUACACUAAGAAAUGGAAGAAAGAGAAACAUUACAGCUGCCGGAGUCUAGUCAUUUGGGGGGAUCCAGCAGAAAUAUAAAUGAUAAUUUCAGUGGGCAUUUGGAGAGACCUUCCCCUAACAAAAUCAUCCGUGUGGAUAGUCCAGUUCAAGAUACUGUUCCUGAUGGGGUAUUAAGCAGUGUGUUCAAUAACAACUUGCCAGUAAGGAGCACAAGUCCAGUUCAGCGUGAGGAAUCCCCGAAUGAAGGACAAAUCCAUAGGAGUUCUGCUGUCAUUUCAGAAAAAGAUGGGCAUCAGAGGAAUAUCAGGUCAUUUCCAACUAAUCUGGAUCUGAAUGGGAAUGAAGAUCUCCCAGCUGACCAAAGCUACACCCAACAUGUUCCAAGUGAACGUAAGAAUGUUCCUAUUCAGAUAGAUUUGCCAGGGCGACUAUACAUUAACCGGAUUUUCCACAUCAGUGCUGAAACAAUGUUUGAACUACUCUUUAAAAAAGAGUCUCCGUUUAUCCAAACAUUUAUGGACUCAAGGAAGAUCAAAGAUGUAGUUAUAGGCUCCUGGAAAAAAGAUGAAACCAGUGGCAACAACCUAAGGUUUUUGAAUUAUGUGAUAACUAUCUCCAACCCAGUGAUUGGCAAGUUCACAAGUGCUACAGAAAAACAGAUGUGGUACCAAAACCGCCAUGAUAGUGGGCUGUUCAUGGUGGAUGCAGAGGUGACAAUGAAUGAAGUGCCAUACCAUGAUUACUUUUAUAAUGUGAACAGAUACUGCAUUAUACACACUUCUAAACAUAAGUGUAGGUUACGGGUGUCUAGUGAUAUAAGCUACAGAAAACAGCCAUGGGGUCUGAUCAAAUCUUUCAUUGAGAAGAACUCCUACAAUGGCUUGGAGGAUUACUUCAAACAAUUAGAAUCAGACCUUGUGGCAGAGGAGAAAUUGCUGAACGAUCAUUCACCAGAAUCCAGACUUCGCAGAAGAAGACAGAAUUGGAAUGAGAACUUAACAGACCAUGGCCAGCGUUCCUGUCUGAAACGUAGUACUAAUAAUCUGAAUCAAAAAGAGGCAGAUGGUACCGCAGGAAGAAGUUCGAGAAAACAUCCCUACAAGGGCACUUCCUUCACUGUAAUGCUGGCACUCAGCUUUUUCUUAAUAUUGCUGGUCUUGCUGAACAUCACGCUUUUCAUCAAACUGUUGAAAAUAGAACACGUAGCCCAGAAGCUUCAUGUCUUGAACAAGUUCCAGAGUGCAGACACUAAUAUAUUUGCAGAAGGAGAACAUCACAUGGACAGAAGUCAGCUUCGGGAUCUAAAAGAACUUUUACUGGACUCUAUUGGACUUUUGGAACAGUUAAGGAGUUCCCUUAUUUUGCUACAGAAAAGGUUUGAAUUAGGACAUUGCUCUGGACAAACUCCUGACUGCUAAUAGCCAGUGUCUUUGAGACAAAGAAUAUCUGUGGCACUCCUUGUGACUUUUGACAUUUCCUUUGGAUGAAGACAUGCCAAGAAAAAUGCAUUCCUGUAGCAAACUGAGCUGUAGAACUUUAAAAGGAUGGGGAAAAUGUUUUGGUAGUACGGGAAUAACAUUUUAGUUGUAGAUUUUGUCCUGCCAGUAGUUUUAACAAAUCCAGUUUAAAUUUGUUUGGUAGGUUUCUACAUUGUCACUAUUUGCAUGUAGGAAGCAUCACUACAGAAGUACAUAGAAGAAAAAGAUCAUCUCCACUCCACUAUUUGGUAUUGCAGAGAAUUAAGGCAAAGGAUUUUUUUUUUUUAUAAUUGUACUCCAUUUUUGUUACAUACUUUGUCACAUAUGUCUAGGUCUUUGCUGUCAGAUCAGGGUUGGUGCUUAAGGCCAUUAUUCCAGGGAUGUACAGGAAUCUUAUUUCAUCUCAUUCAUUUCCCCCAUUUAAAUCUUUAAAAAUCAUUGCAGCGAUUUCAAAUAAUGAAUGUCUUCUUUCUGUAUAGAGUUCAGUAGUUUGAUUACACAUACAAAAUAAAAAGUGUCUCCUUUCUACAGAUACCUAGAAUUACUUUGCACUUUUGCUUCCAGCUAUACAAGGUGUGUGUAUGUGCGUGCAUAUACAUGUGUGUACCUGUGUACACAUCUGUCACUGUCUCUGACAUUGCUGCAUAUGCUUGCCUGUGUACACAUUUGUCUGUUGCUGUCUGUCACAUUGCCUGCAUGUUAUGCUGUAAAAAAAUGUACUCUGUUCUUACUUUCUUUUGCCAUCUUCUUAAUCUCUUGCUGCAGUGACAUUUCAUUUAGCUAUUUCCAAGUGGAAAUGUUCCACUGAAAUAUUUGAAAUUAUGAAUUCCUCAAAAAAUUAGCUGAGUACAAAAUACUUUCAUAUAAGGACUUAACAUAACCCAGUCUAGGACUGUUUGUCUGUGCAUUGUAUAGCUGAGCAAGACAGUUAUUUCCUUUUAAUGACACUUUUUAUUAUAUCAUACAAUGAAGAUUAACAUCUCUCUGCAAAGAAGAAACAAAAUGUGAAUUUACAUAUAGAUUACCAUGAGACAGCAGUCUUACAUGGGAUUGGAGGUGUGCCUUUCUGCAUUCAUUAAAACAUGAAUUAAACAUUAUUAUUGAAAUGAGAAAAAUAUGUGAUGUCAUAAGGACAAGACUGUUACAUGUGCCAUCCUAGUUGUAUUUACAAACUGUGUUUUGUUUACAGAGACAUUGCACUUUUUAUUUGUUCUAUUUACUUGCUUGUAAGAGUUACUUUGAUUAUAUUGAUUUACAUGUACAGUUCUAGUGCAAUAACAGUUUUUUAGCUGCUAAAAUAAAAGAAAGGCAUUUUGUGAUGAUGAUUUUGUUAUCAUGCCACAGUAAAAAUAACAAAAGUAUAUUUAUAAGGAAAGAUAUUUGUAAAUAUAUUCUGAAAUUGUACUUUAUGCAAAAUUCUAAUUAUAGAGCAUAUUAGAAAUAAAGUGCAUUCUGAUUCUCUCACUAAAUGAGUGUAAAAGCAAUAUUUUUUCCCCCGAAGUAUAGAGAUACAGAUAGACAGAUGAAUGUCUGAGCUAGUAGGCAUUGCAAGGUCCUCUGGUAACAAGGACAGCAGUGAGAUUUUAAAUGCCAGUCUCACACAUUUCUUUGUUCUUUCCUGCUUUUCCUUGUGACAUAAACCCUGCCAAGCUAGCAGUGCAGGUGAAGUGUGACAUAAGCCCUGCCAAGCUAGCAGUGCAGGUGAAGUGUGACAUAAACCCUGCCAGGCUAGCAGUACAAGUGAAGUGUGACAUACACCCUGCCAAACUAGCAGUACAGGUGAAGUGUGACAUAAACCUUGCCAAGUUAGCAGUACAGGUGAAGCGUGACAUAAACCCUGCCAAGUGAGCAGUACAGGUGAAGUGUGACAUAAACCCUGCCAAGUGAGCAGUACAGGUGAAGUGUGACAUAAACCCUGCCAAGUGAGCAGUACAGGUGAAGUGUGACACAAACCCUGCCAAGUGAGCAGUACAGGUGAAGUGUGACAUAAACCCUGCCAAUUGAGCAGUACAGGUGAAGUGUGACAUAAACCCUGCCAAGUGAGCAGUACAGGUGAAGUGUGACAUAAACCCUGCCAAUUGAGCGGUACAGGUGAAGUGUGACAUAAACCCUGCCAAGUGAGCGGUACAGGUGAAGUGUAGCAUAAACCCUGCCAAGUGAGCGGUACAGGUGAAGUGUGACAUAAACCCUGCCAAGUGAGCGGUACAGGUGAAGUGUUCUUGGCUGCAGUCAUAGUGAUCCAGGUUCUCUUUCCGUCCAUGGAUGCCAAACACUUUCGUGGGUGGGGGUCAAGCUAAUGUUGGCUUGUGACUGGCCCUUGAGUAAGGGGACUGUGGGACUAAUCAAUGUUUUAUGCCCCAUUUGGUGUCUACUAAAAGAAGCAAAUGGGUAGAUGCGAAAAUGACAGUAUUGGGAGAUUUUUGUAGCAUAACUAACUGCGAAGAAGCAUGUAUGUGUGCAGUGCUUUGAUUCAGUGCAUGCCAUUUUCCCAGGGGACUUGAUUAGCAACACAAGUAAAGCUUUGCCACCUGUAUGUUAAUGGAAUCCAAUUCUCAUCCCACCCAUUUGUCAUCUACCUCAUAAGACGGACUUUGAGGAGAAGAUGGGAACAAAUAAUGGAUAAAAUAAAGAAAUGAGUAUUACAUUGUGGAAGUCAAAUGUCAGAGUGGCACUGAAGAAAGAGAAAUGUAAAAACAACAUUUAUAGUUAUAAAAUUUGUAGCUGAAGUAUGUCUCAGUAAGUGGUUUUGGACAUCAAAUUUUACAUUUUAAUUUAGAUUACAGAAAAAAUAAUUAACUAAAUAAGCAAGCAAAAUUGCUGCAGCCUAUACAUGAUAAAUAAAAAUUAUUGCACAAAUAUGGCAGUGCAACAACAAAAAAUACUAUUGUAAAGCAAAAGGCAAGUACUGAAAACUGUAAAGUAACUGAGUAUGCAAUCACCUGAUUAAACACAUGAGCAUAACAAUAUAUUAUAAUUAUAUUAACACCUCACUUAGGGCAGCCACAGUGGUGCAAUGGUUAGAGUUGC
Molecule: messenger RNA, 4937 nt
Organism: Protopterus annectens (West African lungfish)
Lineage: Eukaryota; Metazoa; Chordata; Ceratodontiformes; Protopteridae
Gene: GRAMD1C
Product: GRAM domain containing 1C
Exons: 14
Coding region: 444-1850 (468 amino acids)
Biological process (GO): intracellular sterol transport
Cellular component (GO): endoplasmic reticulum-plasma membrane contact site; plasma membrane; endoplasmic reticulum membrane
Molecular function (GO): sterol transfer activity; sterol binding
Source: RefSeq, a predicted model, not a curated record